AUUUUCAUCACUUGGAUUUCGAAGAAUUAAGAAGGUAAACACGUUUGGAUGCGAAAAAUUAAAUAUUUACUAAUUUUUUUUUUGUUUUCGACAGCAAUAUUCAAAUUUUGGUGGUUUCGGUGGUUCCUUAAAAAUGGAUGGCGAGGGAAAAAAUGGAGACAAGGAUGUGGAGCAGACAGCAUCGAAAGGUAUUGAAGAAGUGGGCAAGGCGCAAGAGAAAUCUUUGAAAAAGUUGAGCCGACUGGCAAGUUCGGUGUGGGAUCUCUUUGAGAAAACAAAAGAUGGUAGACAAGCAAAAUGCCGAAUUUGUAAAAAAAUUUACAAAACUAGCGGAAACACUAGCAACCUUGCUGACCAUUUAAGGAGAUUCCACCCAACUCACAGCCAGUACAAGGCCACACAACCGACAAUAAAGACAUUGUUUACUAACGAUGAGUACGACAGCAAUUCGGUCCGAAAAGCAAGUCUUGAUUAGCGUUGAUGGGCAUGAUUGCUAAGGACAUACAACCUUUUUCUAUUGUGGAGGACGAAGGGUUUAGGAAGUUUGUCAAGCUGUUAG
Drosophila rhopaloa is the source of this 559-nucleotide messenger RNA. RefSeq lists its product as uncharacterized. NCBI's taxonomy places the organism in Eukaryota, Metazoa, Arthropoda, Insecta, Diptera, Drosophilidae. The coding region runs from base 134 to 475 and encodes 113 amino acids. The transcript has 2 exons. Gene Ontology annotation, molecular function: DNA binding. The record is from RefSeq and is a predicted model, not a curated record.